Molecule: messenger RNA, 2528 nt
Organism: Microstroma glucosiphilum
Lineage: Eukaryota; Fungi; Basidiomycota; Exobasidiomycetes; Microstromatales; Microstromataceae
Exons: 1
Coding region: 126-2399 (757 amino acids)
Biological process (GO): protein dephosphorylation
Cellular component (GO): nucleus
Molecular function (GO): protein tyrosine/serine/threonine phosphatase activity
Source: RefSeq, a predicted model, not a curated record
UCUCACAACCACACCGCACAAGGCUCCCCUGGUCAGCUUAGCGCUUCACUGCUUUCCCUUUGUCCCUCCUUGCACCCUCUUCACCUCCCUGCUUCCCAACUUCUACCCAUUGACUACUGUAGACGAUGGACGAGGUCCUACCGGGCCUCUGGGUGGGCGAUCUCGCCUGUGCCCUCUCCACCGAAUACCUCUCCCUCGCGGGGGUAACCCACAUCGUCACUGCCCUCAAGCAGCGUCUACCUCCUCCGCCCCUUCUUCCCUGCGGCCGUAGAAUCCUCGCAGAACACCAACGUCAUGUGUCCAUCGACGAUGAGGAGUCGGAGCCCAUUCUGGUGCAGUUUCCUGCUGUUAAUGAUUUUCUCGAAGAAGUGUUGCAGGAGAGAUGGGUUGAAGGACAGCAAGGAGCUCCCUUGGACGAGCAAAGGUCCUCGGAUGGCAAGUGGGGUCAUUGGGAGACGACGGGCGAAGGUACUGUACUGGUACAUUGUCAGGCGGGCUGCUCACGGAGUGUAGCUCUAGUGGUAGCAUACAUUAUGGCCACGCGCAAGUGCUCCAGGGACGCUGCUCUAAGUAUGGUCCGCGCUCGUCGAGCUCAAGCAGAGCCCAACAGUGGUUUCAUGGAGCAGCUUUCCCUCUUCGAGCAAGCAGGUUACCAAGUGGACCUGAGACAUGCGCCCAUUAGGAGGUUCCUCAUGAGCAAAGUCGAUGUCCUCAAUGGUGGGAGUGUCGAGGACAUCUUGAUGAGCUACUUUCCCUCGCCCGCUCACAGUCCCUCGGGAAGCAUGUCAGGCUCUACACUGGGAGGCAGAUCGAGGAGAAACAGCAGCAGUAGCAGUGGACCACACGGCCUCAACCUCGCUCCCCUCAGCUCCAUCGAUGGAGAUGUGGAUGACUCGACUUCAUCUGUGGAAUCCCCUCGCCGGCCCAUGAUUCGUCGGCGCUCUCGCUCUACAGUCGGAGAGGGCACAGUCAGGGACAGCAAGACGGGCAAGUUAGCCGACCUUUCCAUCUCUCCACCGAUGCCAGGCAAUACAGACGCCCUCUUUGCUGCCGAUGCGGAAGCCAGUCCCCCCACCGGCACAUCCUCUUCUUCUUGGGCCACCUCGAUCACUUCUCCGCACGAGGUCCUCAUUGCUCGCUCACGCGGCUUCCGGCUGCCCGGAGGUGUGCCCUCUAUUCGCGGCCACGAGUCGCGCUCCGGUAGUGGCUCUCUACCCAAGCCAGACUACCUCAGAGGAACACCAAGACUGAGGUGUAAGAUGUGCAGGAGAGAGAUUGCCGCAAGGGAUCACAUUGUGGAGCAUGAGCCGGGCAAGGGCAUCAUGGCAUUUGAUGUCAAGAACAGGAGAAAGGAGAUGAGGGGACCCAAGGCGGCCGAGGAGGUUGGGGGUAGUGGGAGCGGGAGCGGGGGACAGGCUUCGAGGAGCGAGCAGGAGAAGCUGGGCAUGAGUCAGAUGUUUGGGAGCUUGAGACGCAGUCGGAUCGUAGACAGCGACGAGGACGACGACGAGACGUCCGCUAAGCUACCGGACGGAACUGGAACAGCAGAUGACCAAUCCUCAGAGCCGCAGCAAGACGCAUCUUCUCCUCAAGUAGACGGUCAACCAUCAGGAGCAGACUCCUCCAUGACGAUAGACCCACCCACGCCUGCCUCCCCACCAGCUGGCCGACCAAUUCAGUCCGCCGCAUCCCUCACAGCCUCUCUGCCACCGCACCUGGCAGCUCUGCGAGCAGGCCGUGCUCCUCCUGGUACGCAGGACGCUCAGAGGAAAGCGCUCGAGGAUAGCAGAGAGAAGAAUCGUAUUGCGAUGGAGCGGCUGAGGGGGAGGAUGGGAAUGGGCGGAGGAACCACGUCCGCUGCAGGGGGAGGGGAGCCCGGAGCAGGAGCAGGAGCGGUCCCUCCUUCUAGCGAUGGAGAGGCGCAAGCCGAGCACAAGCGGGGAGCCGCCGAUGGAGCGUCGCCUUCGGCUUCUACUUCCCAGCAAGGACAGGGUCAAGGACAAGGACAGAGCCAGAGCCAGAGCCAGAAUCGCCGGGCUAUCCUCCACUCCCCUGCUUGCACAUCCUACUUCUUAGAGCCACUAGACUGGAUGUACGCCUCUGGCUCUGGCUCUUCUCCUCCUUCCUCCACUUCCACUUCCACUUCCAAAAAGGAUCCCCCUUCUAGUACCACUAGCAACAGUGCCACCAAGAGCAAAGGUGACUCCACGGGCAGUGUCGCAACCAAUUCUUCCCUCUCCUCGGGUCAUCUGUCAGGUAAGCUCCUCUGUCCCAAUGCUCCACGCUGUGGUGCCAAGCUGGGCAAUUGGGAUUGGGCAGGAAUGCAGUGUGGGUGCGGUGCUUGGAUCACUCCAGCUUUUGCCGUGGCGAGGGGGAGGAUUGAUGAAGUUUGGGACUAAGCCUUGGCAGGGGUAGGGCGGAGAGGGGAGAUAGAGGGGAGAGACGACUGUUGCAAUGCAUACAUGUAUACAAUGGGACACGCACGCAUAGCUAAUAGAUACAAAGGCAAUGGAUUACUUUGACACAGG